This is a messenger RNA of Fundulus heteroclitus (mummichog), 2635 nucleotides long. RefSeq names its product nuclear factor 7, brain-like. Lineage: Eukaryota; Metazoa; Chordata; Actinopteri; Cyprinodontiformes; Fundulidae. The transcript has 2 exons. Bases 635 to 2020 code for a protein of 461 amino acids. The record is from RefSeq and is a predicted model, not a curated record. Gene Ontology annotation, molecular function: protein binding; zinc ion binding.
UUUGUCACAUCCACUGUAGAAAAGAAACACGGAUCUUUCACAUUUGCUAGUAUCUAGUCUAAAUUAAUGAUAGGCCAACGCGAGACAGGUACUUGUUUAUCCAAAGCGCAUGCUGGGAGUUGCAGUUUGUCACGUCACAAUGACAUAACAAUCACCAUCUCUGACAUCUUAUCAAUUUUCCCACCAGCCCGUUUCAAGUCAUCUAAUAGGAGGAGCGUCCACCGCCUUCCUGGCUUCUCAUGUCUCUUCAACUCAUAGAGUAGGGAAGAUGGAUUUUACCAUCCACAUGCAUUCACUGAGAUCAGCUGAUUGUUUCUCAGCGCUAAAUGACUGCAGCAUUGAUAAUGGAUUAUUAUAUAGAGUUAUCACAGGUUAUGUUAUUAUCUGGCUCAGAAAAAAAUAAAACCUGUUAAUCAGUGAAUUUUAUAGCAGCUCAAAGGCUGAAAUCUGGACAUUGGACUAAGACACACCUCAGCUGGACCAGAACUAAAGCAGGAAGCAGUUUGUGCUCGUUGUUCCCUGCAGAGAGACUCUUAGACGAUCCGAUUCACCUUCAGACCAAACCAGCAGCUUCCUCUGAGUCCAGGAGAGAAAAGAGGAAACCUCCAACCCUGAAGCUUCACUCAGAGACUAAAUGGCUUCCAGAUCAGAGGAGGAUCUCUGCUGUCCGGUCUGCAAGGACAUCUUUCAGGAUCCAGUUGUUCUGUUGUGUAGCCACAGCUUCUGUAAGGAGUGUCUGAAGACCUGGUGGAGAGAGAAACCAGCACAAGAGUGUCCAGUUUGUAAGGGAAGAUCAUUCACUAAAGAUCCACCCUGUAACCGGGUUCUAAAGAACCUGUGUGAGACCUUCCUACAGCAGAGAGACCAGAGAGCUUCAGAGGAUCUCUGCAGUCUGCACUCUGAGAAACUCAAACUCUUCUGUCUGGACCAUCAGCAGCCAGUGUGCUCCAUCUGCAGAGAUUCAGAGAAACACACCAAGCACAGAUUCAGACCCAUCGAUGAAGCUGCUCAGCAACACAAGAAGAACCUUCAGGAAACUCUGGAACCUUUAAAGAAGAACCUGGAGCUCAGGAAGAAAGUUCUAGAGGAGUUUGAUCAGACAGCAGAACACAUGAAGGUCCAGGCCCGACACACAGAGAGGCUGAUUAAGGAGCAGUUUAAGAAGCUUCAUCAGUUUCUAGCAGAGGAAGAGGAGGCCAGGCUGGCUGCACUGAGGGAGGAAGAGGAGCAGAAGAGUGGGAUGAUGAAGGAGAAGAUGGAGGCUCUGAGCAGAGAGAUAGCAGCUCUUUCAGACACAGUCAGAGCCACAGAGGAGGAGCUGAGAGCUGAAGACGUCUCAUUCCUGCACAACUACAAGGCUGCAGUGGAAAGAGUCCAGCGCUGCCCCCUGCUGGAGGAUCCACAGCUGCCCUCAGGAGCUCUGAUAGACCAGGCCAAACAUCUGGGCAACCUGGCCUUCAACAUCUGGAGCAACAUGGAGAACAUGGUCUCCUACACUCCUCUCAUCCUGGACCCAAACACUGCUGGUUCAGAACUCAUCCUGUCUGAAGAUCUGACCAGUUUGACUUUUGGAGAGAAACAGCAGCUUCCUGAUAAUCCAGAGAGGUUUGGGUCAGGGUGUUCUGUCCUUAGUUCUGAGGGCUUCAACUCAGGGAACCACAGCUGGGAUGUUGAUGUUGGAGACAGUGAAGUCUGGAUGUUGGGUGUGAUACCAGAGUCUGUCCAGAGGAAGAGAAUCAUAAAGUCUGGAAGGUUGGUUAUAGGGUUGUAUAAAGGUAAAUACUCAGCACUGUUUCCUCCAUCUCCUCCCAUGGAUCUCUCAGUCCAGAAGAAGCUCCAGAGGAUCAGAGUUAAUCUGGACUCGGACAGAGGAAAGCUGUCCUUCUCUGAUCUGGACACUAAGAAACACAUACACACCUUCACACACACCUUCACUGACAAGAUUUUUCCAUACUUCUACACUCUGGAUAAAGUAAAAAUCCUAACGAUGAAGAUCUCAGUGAGCAAACAGCAGCUCUGAUGUUCUCAGCAUGAAGAACACAAAGUCCAAAGGAAACCUUGAUGAUCUGAUUGAAACUCAGUGAUUUUUUUUAGAUGUCCUGUGUGGCAGUUUAGCACUUAGAAUUGCUGUCUUAUGCCAAAGAGUAGGUCCAGGUGUGCUGAUCAUGAACAGGUAACAGGUGAGGUUAGUGGAGACAUGAGGACUGAAGUUAGAGCUCUGCUGAGGGAACCAACCUGAGACCCAAACAUCCAGCCUGAAGAACGCUGCAGCAGAAAACUCAGAGGGUUUUCAUGUUUAGUUCAGGAACAACUCCGCAGAUUUAACCUCAACAGAGGGAAGCAGGGUUAGUUGAAGAUUGGGACUCUUUAAAGCAUCGUUUUUAAGCACUUUCAACAAUUGCUGGCUAUAUAUCUGCCUCUGUCCAGUUCUGUCAAGGUCCCAGCAAAGAUUUUCCAUUAGGUUGAGGCCGGAGUUUGACUGAGCCGAUAAAACACCUUGGUUCUUUUCACUCAAGGACACACUGGAUUGAAUCCUCCACCAGAGACUCCUCUUCUAGCAGACUGUUGGAUGCUUUAAUAUGUGCUUGAUGGCACAACAUCUGCCAUCCGGUGCCUUCUUGCAAAUCAAACCAUU